AUGGCUUUUGUACAACCUGGUCCACAAGCUUUGUCCCCAUUCAGGGUGGAGAACUUGAUCCAGGAUAUCAACAAUGUUACCGGCAGCAACUCUAUCAAAGUGGUGCGUUCUUGCUAUAUCCACUAUGCUCAAGUCCUGACUGAAUUGAGCGCGGAACAGAAGAAUGUCUUGGAAGUACUGUUGACUUACGAUUCUCCCUUGGAUACCCAGAACGACGAGUACUCCAAGCAGCUAUUCGACGCUAUAAAGGAGGACAAAGUUGGCAGUGACCUCGGAGACGACACUUACCUGAUCAGAAUCUUGCCAAGAGCUGGUACUGUCUCUCCAUGGGCUUCCAAAGCCACUAACAUUGCGGCUGUUUGUGGUCUAGAUCACAGCAUCAAGAAGAUAGAAAGAGGUGUAGCUCUGCUAAUCAAAGUUAUACCUGGUUUCCCAAUCGCUGACCACUUAAACGAACUAUCCCUAAAGUCUGUCUUCGACAGAAUGACCCAGACGUUGUACAUCAACGAGAUUCCUCCUAUGAGCGCUCUGUUCCAUUUUGAGUUGCCAAAGGACAUUACUACGUUCCCAUUGGUAUCCGAUGAAGCUACAGGCUCUCCAAAGGAACUUUUACAAAAGACUAAUAAAGAUCUAGGCUUGGCCCUUGAUGCAGGCGAAAUUGACUACUUAGUACACGUUUUCGUUGAAGUGCUAAAGAGAGACCCAACAGAUGUUGAAUUGUUCAUGUUUGCUCAAGUCAACUCAGAACAUUGUCGUCACAAGAUUUUCAAUGCUGACUGGACCAUUGAUGGUUUAAAGAAGGAUCUAUCAUUGUUUCAGAUGAUCAGAAACACUCACAAGACUACCCCAGACUACAUCAUCAGCGCAUACUCCGACAACGCUGCUGUUGUGGACACAGAAAACCAAGGUUUCUUCUUUGCCCCAGACUCUACAACCAAAGAAUGGAAGGCUACGAAGGAAACUAUUCCUAUGCUAAUCAAAGUCGAGACACACAACCACCCAACUGCCGUAUCACCUUUCCCAGGUGCUGCUACUGGUUCUGGUGGUGAAAUCAGAGACGAAGGUGCCACUGGUAGAGGUUCUAAGACCAAAUGUGGUUUGAGUGGUUUCUCUGUCAGUGAUUUACUAAUUCCAGGCCAUAAGCAACCAUGGGAGUUGGAUAUUGGAAAACCAUCUCACAUUGCAUCUUCUCUUGAUAUAAUGAUCGAAGCUCCUUUGGGUUCUGCUGCAUUCAACAAUGAAUUCGGUAGACCAUGUAUCAACGGUUAUUUCAGAACUCUAACAACAAAGGUUAAGAACACCCAAAAUAAAGAAGAAAUCAGAGGUUUCCAUAAGCCAAUCAUGAUUGCUGGUGGUCUAGGUACGGUAAGACCAAAAUUUGCGCUAAAGAACAAGCCAAUUACCGCCGGAUCUCCAAUCAUUGUGUUAGGUGGUGAAUCUAUGCUAAUCGGUCUUGGUGGUGGUGCGGCUUCAUCAGUUGCCUCUGGUGAAGGUUCUGCCGAACUAGACUUUGCAUCUGUUCAAAGAGGUAACCCUGAGAUGGAGCGUCGUUGUCAACAGGUUAUUGAUGCAUGUGUUUCCCUAGGGGAUGCUAACCCAAUCCAAUCUAUUCACGAUGUCGGUGCAGGUGGUUUAUCGAAUGCUCUACCAGAAUUAGUUCACGAUAGUGGUCUAGGUGCUAAAUUUGAUGUUAGAAGAGUUUUAACAUUAGAACCGGGCAUGUCUCCAAUGGAAAUUUGGUGUAACGAGUCUCAAGAAAGAUAUGUCCUUGGAUGUAGUCAAAAAGAUCUUCCAAUCUUCGAAGAAAUUUGUAAGAGAGAAAGGGCUCCUUACGCUGUUGUUGGUUUUGCUACUUCUGAAAACCGUCUAUUAGUUGAGGAUUCCUUUUUGGAAACGACACCAAUUAAUCUAGAUAUGUCAAUUCUAUUCGGAAAACCUCCAAAGAUGUCAAGAGAAGCUAAAACUGAGCCAUUGAAGCUACCAACUGCUGAUCUUAAGGUGAUCCCAUCCUUGGAUGAAGCAGUUAAGAGAGUUUUAAACCUUCCAUCUGUCGCUUCUAAAUCUUUCUUGAUCACUAUCGGUGAUAGAUCAGUGACCGGUUUAAUCGACAGAGACCAAUUUGUGGGACCAUGGCAAGUUCCAGUAGCUGAUGUAGGUGUCACAAACACAUCUCUUGGUGACUCUAUUUGUAAGACAGGUGAGGCUUUGGCUAUGGGUGAAAGACCUGUCAACGCACUAAUCUCUGCUGCUGCUUCAGCUAAAUUAUCUGUUGCCGAAUCAUUGCUGAACUUAUUUGCAGCCGAUGUCAAAUCAUUAAAACAUGUAAAACUUUCAGCUAAUUGGAUGUCUCCUGCUUCUCAUCAAGGUGAAGGAUCAAAGCUUUAUGAGGCUGUUCAAGCAAUUGGUUUAGACCUAUGCCCAGAAUUGGGCGUUUCUAUUCCUGUAGGUAAAGACUCCAUGUCAAUGAAGAUGAAAUGGGAUGACAAGGAAGUAACUGCUCCUCUUUCUCUAAACAUCACUGCUUUCUCCCCAGUGUCUGAUACUUCUAAGACAUGGACUCCAUUAUUGAAGAAGGACUCUGACUCAGUUUUGGUAUUAGUUGACUUGGCCGCAAAGAAAGAAAAAUCAUUGGGUGGCAGUGCUCUACUACAAGUUUUUAACCAAGUUGGUGACUCAUCACCAACUGUCCAUGACAACAGAACCCUAAGAGGUCUUCUAGAAGCUAUCAUAGAACUGCAUAACAGUGAUAUUGUUCAAGCCUACCAUGAUGUCUCUGAUGGUGGUUUACUGGUCACCCUUCUUGAAAUGGCAUUUGCUUCCAGAUGUGGUCUGAAUGUCAAGAUUCCAGUUCAAGAUGAUGCUGUAUUCAAGUCAUUAUUUAGUGAGGAAUUAGGAGCUGUCUUCCAAAUCUCAGCCUCCAAGCUUGAAACCUUCCAACAAAUACUGUCCAAACACAAUGUGACCGACGAGUACAUUGAAAUUGUUGGUUCCCCUGACUUCAAUUCUCAACAAAUCAAGAUUGCUGAUGCCAAUGACAGUGUUAUUUUCGAAGACACCAGAGGUAAGCUACAACAAGUAUGGAGUAGCACUUCUUACCAAAUGCAAAGGCUAAGAGAUAAUCCAAAGUACGCCGAUGAAGAAUUUGCCAAUAUACUAGAUGACAAGGACCCAGGUCUACACUAUACAUUAACUUUUGACCCAAGUGAUGAUCUUGAAAUCCCAAAGACUUUGAAUACUAUUAGACCUAAGGUUGCUAUUUUGAGAGAACAAGGUGUCAAUGGUCAGAUGGAAAUGGCAUGGUGCUUCCAACAAGCUGGUUUCAACUCAGUUGAUGUUACCAUGACCGAUUUAAUCGAUGGCAGGGUCCAUUUAGAUGACUUUGUUGGUCUUGCUGCUUGCGGUGGGUUCUCCUAUGGUGAUGUCUUAGGUGCUGGUGCUGGUUGGGCCAAGUCUGUGUUAUAUCACGAGGGUGUCCGCCAACAGUUUGUUAAGUUUUUCCAAGAGAGAGAAGAUACUUUUGCCUUUGGUGCUUGUAAUGGUUGUCAAUUUUUGACCAGAUUGAAGGAUUUAAUCCCCGGUUGCGAGAACUGGCCAACCAUGGAGAGAAACUUCAGCGAACAAUACGAGGCUCGUGUCUGUAUGGUUGAGAUCACUGAUGAGACCGGCAACGAGAAGAGCGUCUUCCUAAACGGUAUGGGCGGUUCUAAGUUCCCAAUUGCAGUUGCUCAUGGUGAAGGUAGAGCCAAGUUUGCCAACGAUGGUGCUUUGCAAAAAUUCGAAUCUGGCGACCUUGGAUCUAUCAGAUAUGUUGACAAUUAUGGCAAUGUCACCCAGAGGUUCCCAUACAACCCUAACGGUUCGGUGAACGGUAUUGCUGGUAUCAGAUCGCCAAACGGCAGAGUGUUGGCUAUGAUGCCUCACCCUGAGAGAGUUUGCAGAUUGGAGGCCAACUCGUGGUACCCAGAGGGCAAGUUUGGCGAGUGGAAGGGUUAUGGUCCAUGGAUCAGACUGUUCAGAAACGCCAGAAAAUGGGUCGGUUAA
Messenger RNA from Nakaseomyces glabratus, 4041 nucleotides. It is a transcript of the gene ADE6, whose product is annotated as phosphoribosylformylglycinamidine synthase. The record is from RefSeq and is a predicted model, not a curated record. Gene Ontology annotation, molecular function: phosphoribosylformylglycinamidine synthase activity. Lineage: Eukaryota; Fungi; Ascomycota; Saccharomycetes; Saccharomycetales; Saccharomycetaceae. Gene Ontology annotation, biological process: 'de novo' IMP biosynthetic process.